Molecule: messenger RNA, 1534 nt
Organism: Cloeon dipterum
Lineage: Eukaryota; Metazoa; Arthropoda; Insecta; Ephemeroptera; Baetidae
Gene: dimm
Product: dimmed
Exons: 5
Coding region: 181-801 (206 amino acids)
Biological process (GO): axon development; sensory organ development; positive regulation of transcription by RNA polymerase II
Cellular component (GO): nucleus
Molecular function (GO): E-box binding; DNA-binding transcription factor activity, RNA polymerase II-specific; protein dimerization activity
Source: RefSeq, a predicted model, not a curated record
GUCACGUCAUUACCUUGGCGACCGCCGCCGCGAGAGCACCACCUGGUACAGGUCGCCCGGCUCACGUGCGCCCGCGACCUGACCGAACGCCCGCCCCCGCGUCCGACCUUGACCUCGCCCUGACCUAUCCUGGCCGGCGACGACCCCUGCCCGGGACUACUGACUGCGUGACCUGCCAAGAUGCGCUCCGGGGGCGUGAGUAGGCCCCCGGCGGUCAGCGAGGAAGAGUACUGGGGCCAGCCGAGCAACUGGCAGGACUCGGAGGACGUCGAGGUCGAGCUGCUGGACAACUCGGAAGACAUGAAGCAGCCAAGUGGCAACCAGAGUUCAGAGGAAUCGAGUAGCGACGGCGAGAGCUGCGGCCGCGGCAAGAGGAAGCGAACAGCGCGUCGAUUGAGUCCGUCGUACCAGCCAACGCCGAUGCUGAGCGCACAGGCAGCGCAAAAGAAGGGCAAACGCAGGGUCUCGGCCAGAGAACGCAACCUCAGGCGGCUCGAGAGCAAUGAGCGCGAGCGAAUGCGCAUGCACAGCCUCAACGACGCGUUCGAGCAACUGCGUCAGGUGAUUCCACACGUAAAAAUGGAGCGCAAACUGUCAAAAAUCGAGACGUUGACGCUGGCCAAGAACUACAUCAUGGCCCUGACGAAUGUCAUCUGCGACAUGCGUGGAGAGGAGAAACCUUACACCUUUGUCGACGGUGAGUCCUCGGGAGAAAACAACAACGACGAGGACAUCGAAGUUGAAAAUCUGGAGGAAAAUAACAACUCAAGCUGCCAACGAGACUUGGAAACCCGUGACUGACUCCUGUGAAAAAAUUACAACGAUUAAAAUGCACCUGGACGCACAAAACUGGUUGGAAUUUCACGAAUAAUGGGGAAAAACAGACGAUCUUUUUUCGGAAAGUGUUGUUUCAUUACGUGAAUUAGUGAACAAAGUGAUACUACGUUGUAAUUACAGGUGUAAGUUGUCCAUUUCAAACUCUCACGAGCGAGCACAAACACGGAGUAAUUAAUUGUAACUUUGAGAGCAACUGUUGCGUUAUAAAAUAAAUAUAUUCUAUUCACUGUUGAACGUUUUCAAAAGUCUACAAAAACAAACUCGUUGACGCUCAAAGACGGGAACAAAAUUUUGUGAUCUAUUCCAGCAGAGAAAAUAAAUGUGUAUUUUUAACAGAGAUUGUCCAAAUUUAAAAUUAAGUACGAUUAAGUUUGAGGAAAUUAUUUCACGUCUCAUCACUUGAAGCUGUUUUUAAAAAUAUACUGUUUGCGAACGCAUCGUCAGUUAUGUAUUUAACCUUAGUAGAUCCUAUUGUGGAUUGAAUCUGAUCGCUCUAAACAAAUGCCAUAAAGUAAACGAGUUGCUGCCCGAACGCACCAGCUGCUUCGGCCCGAUGCUUUACGUCUUGUAAUUUAGGGAAAUGCGCGCGGCGCCGUACCACGCGCGCUCACGGUCAACUCAAUUUGGUGUCCACCCUUGGCAGGGUUUUAAAAAUCUUGCUGGACACGACAAUAAAGACCUGAGCUACCAACAAUGA